This is a messenger RNA of Hermetia illucens (black soldier fly), 3047 nucleotides long. RefSeq lists its product as uncharacterized. The record is from RefSeq and is a predicted model, not a curated record. The coding region runs from base 997 to 2142 and encodes 381 amino acids. NCBI's taxonomy places the organism in Eukaryota, Metazoa, Arthropoda, Insecta, Diptera, Stratiomyidae. The transcript has 2 exons.
CCGGCACCCGGGACCGGAUCAGCAUCUAUCUCAGCCUCAGUUCGAGUGGCUCAGACGGAACCAUGGACAAUCUGGGCGAUCAGUUGUUUUUAAGCUGUCGGUUUGGAUACGCUGUGUUCGCACGAUAGUCUUCGCUUUGUUACUUUUCGCAACGGUCCCAACGAUGGUUUGCUUAUAGCAAUCUUUGUGUUAUUAGAUCGGUCUGCUGGUGUCAGUUAGGCUGAACAUACUUAUCUUCGGUUUGCGCAAGUCUUUGGUGGUAAGCUCUAAUCAGAAUUUGCAUAAAAUAUCAAAAUUCAAUUCGCGACCUCGGUUUGCAUAGUGGAUUUCACCCGAACGGAAAUGUGGAGAAGUUGAAAUUGUUCUGUGCAGGAGAGCGAAAUUUGGCGUAAACCCCCAUAAAGAAAAGAUAAAAGAUUGUUGGUCCCCUCGGCUGGGAGCGACUGAACGUGGAUGUGUCUAUAUAGAGACGGCGGGUAUGCGUCAUCGGCUCGUCGCACGGAUGGAUCCCCUAGUUUUCUGUCGUUUUUGUUAUUUUAUGUGAUGACCCCAAUGCGUUUCUAUCUCGAUGGUAUUAAAUGUUUUCUGUGCUAAUUAGUGGUUAUCUAAAUUGAAGUCAAGUGGAAGGUUAAGAUAAUAAUACGUAGCUAAUAGCCGACAACCAAGCGCAACGGAGAUAUAUUCAUCGCUGGAAUUGUGCGUGCUUACGGCAGUGGCAUUCUAUUAUAGUAAUCGUCCUAGUGGUUCGACGCAUCUAAAGAGUGCAAGAACUCUAUAGUCGGCCCAGGAUAAUAGUGCACACCUCGAGUAGUGAUAACAACAAAAGCCUUGCAUCUGAGUCGCCUCAUUAGAUACAGAUUAUGUGCAGUGCUAACUUACUAGCUAUCUGAUAGUGCGAAUACUCGUUGAAUGUGCUUCACGUUUCCCAAUACAAACUAGGAAGAGUAAGAAAACCCAAUUCGUCCCUAGCUUCAGAUAGGAUAUGGAAAGUGCGCAAUGGGAUAUCAAGGCGGAGGAAGUAUGCAAGUUUUCCACAAUCAUCGACGCUCUCUUAUGUGUCCCUCGCUGGCAGUAACCCAGCUGUUCGGAUUACCCUUGGUGGCGAUUAUAUUCACGUGUCUUUGCUGUACAGCAACAAUAACGACCACGCUUGCAGCAUCAACGGCAGUAACAACAGCUUCCGAGAACUCAAUGCCUACAAGUUCAAUUACAGGAUGCUCAUCAUCAUCGGAUGCAAAUUGUCUGAAGUGCAACAUCGAGGGAUGUGUUAAAUGUCCUAUGCUUCUUCAAGUCAACACAAGGCGUUGCAUAGAUGUCUGCCCUUCUGGUUACGUCGAACAAUGGUCAACAAGUCCAGAUUUCAUGGGUCGAAUCUGUCAACCUACAAGUAUUUCGGGACCAAUCCUAGCUGCAAUUGUAGGGAUCACAGCUGGCUUCCUUGUUUGUGUGGCAUUAAUUAUAGGAGCUUUCGUACUAGUCAGAAAGAAGCGACGAAGAAAACACAUCAAAGAAAAGCUUAUCAAUGAAACUAAUAUUGAUAGAGCGGAUUUCUUGAGACAGUUGGACGACAUCCGACCGGAGGCGGAGUAUAUUUUGGCAAUGCUCAACGACACUAGAAGGCAAAUUAGAAAACUGUAUUUAUCCGGGGAAACCGCGUCUGCCAACUCGUAUAGACCGAUAAUCCGCGACUUAGCGAAAUUGUUGAUACUACUGAAUCGGCCUAUUGAACUAAUACCUUCACCGCCACCUGACUGGAAUCGGCUUUACACCUGGGCUGAAAGAGCAUUGGAGCGAUAUAAGCCCCAAGUUGGGCAGCUCAUAGAUUUCCUACAAGCUCCACCAGAUCCCCGACUGGAUCCAUUCAAAAAUUCGACAUUUAGGUCUAAGAAUAACGGACUUACAACGACUGAUGCGCUAAGUAGUUCUUUACCUAAUCAACAGCAGCUGCAAUUGUUCGGGUCUCUUAUAAGCCUCCACGAAUUCGAAGAGCCGCAUCCAUCAGAUCCUUUCAAUAGUAACAGCUAUAGUAACAAUAAAGGAAAUUUGAUUUCGACUGAUCUGCAUGCCAGUUCUUUAUGGCUUGAAGAUGAGUUCUUUAAGCUCGGCUUUAGGCCUCAAGACGAGAUUACUACCGAACUUUGAAAGAAAGAGUUGUGCUUUAAAUCCAAAGGUAUUUUUUUAAGUCGAAUAAAUUUUGAUAGAUCAUUUAAUUAAUGUCCUUAAUCCUUAAUUUACACGGAAAAAUAUUAAUAUCAAGGAGAUUUGCUUCUUCACACCACAAUUUCAAAGCUUGUACAAACUUCCAGAAAUCCGUUAACUGGUGAUCAUUAAAACAGGACAAUAGUUCUAAAUUGUCUCCCGGUUUUGAUAUACCAUUGUAAGUUACAGACCAAAUAUCACUCGACGCUUCAAGCAGCCAUCCCUACUCAAAGCUGUCCACACGUAUGCAAGUCUACGAGAAACACCACAGCUUCAAAAUCAUGAGCCUGAUCCGACUGAAAAAAUACCUUAACAUCACGUAAUACUAGAGUAGGAAACUUGUUACCAGACUGUAAAUACUUUUAAUUGAAUAGGUGUUUAAAUGUUCAUUAAAAUUAAAUAUUUUCUUGCUUUUACUCUACACUCUACAAUGUAAUGUAUUAUUAGGUUUAAAACAAGCUACGAAGAGUUUUUUGUAAAAUAUAUUUCAACGAUAUUUUGCUCACAAACUCAAUUGUGAUUCUUGAUCUUUGUAUAUUAUUUUAAAUGAAUGUCAAACGAAUGUUACAAUGCAAUGUUUUUUUGUAAUUAUAUUUGUAUGUCUUUUUAUAAAUUAGUGAAAUCUGAAAAAUUUGUAAAUAAUGUGUAGAAUUAUAAUAUUUAUUUAGUACAAAAACAUCAUGUAAAUGGGUCCAAAUUGAAAGAACGAAAAAUUAAAAAUAUUUAAGUAGUAUUUGUCUGCAAAUGCUGGUGUUAAUUUUUCUGCUAUAUCAAGCACAAAUAUACACAAUUUUUACGCUAGUCAGCUAAUUUAUAAAUAAAGACAUCCCAGUUGAAUGAAUAAGUAA